AUGCCACUCCCUGGGUCCCAGCCCCCACCCCUCGCCCCCUCCCCACCCCCACUGCACAAGAGAAACCAGAGGAGCAAAAAGCAGAACCAUGGGCAUGAUGAUGAAAAAGGAAAGUUCGCUUUCCAGACUGUAAUUUCCUGGGCCAGGUGGCGCAAGGUGCAGGCAUCAGUUCUUGGGACAUGUCAUGAACUGGAGAAGGCGCCUGGCCCGGUGGCGGCCUCCAGCUCCGGCUGCUUCUGCCCGCGCCGCAGGAUGCCAGGGCCGGCUCUGCUCCCAGGACUCGGCCUCCUGCUCAGCUUUUCUGGAGCUGUGGCUCAGUACGCCAGCACCAGCGUGACCUGUGACUGCCCUCCUAAUGCUUCCUGUGUCAACGGCUCGUGUACCUGCAAUCCUGGAUACGUCUCCGACUCUGGGAAGUAUUUCACUUUCCCCUUGGCAACAUGCACAGAUAUCGAUGAAUGCCAGCCGCCCAUCAGCGCCUCCUGCGGGCCGCACGCCGAGUGUCAGAACGAGGAGGGCCGCUUCCACUGCCGCUGUCUGCCCGGAUUCAAGCUGGCUUCUGGGGAUGUGCGCUUCAAUAAUCCCAGCCAGAACACUUGUCAGGCAUCCAACUCCUCAAAGACAAGCAAGGGCACCAGAGAGCUGCAAGAGACCGUCAACAAGCUGGAGACGCUGCUCACCAACAAGACUUUGUGGGGAAUGACAGAGAAGCAAGGAAUCGCCUCCACGGCUUCGUUCCUCCUCCAGGACGUGGAAUCCAAAGUUCUGGAAAUUGCCCUACGAGCCCCAGGGCAAAAAGUACAAAAAGCCGGAAAUACUGCCGUGGGUAAGAUCGUGAUUGGACAGCACUGGGAGUGCGGACUGGCCCCCAGCUGGGGGCCAAGUGAGCCGGUCAGCGCCAAUAAGCAGAUCUGCUCUGCUGUGACCCGAGUGGUCACGGACAACUGUUCUGGAGAAAGUGAGGUGUUCACCUUAAACUCCCAGAUGAACUCCAUGGACGUCUACUGCAUUGACAUCACGGAGGGAGGCAAGAACGGUCCUGCCGCCAUUGCGUUCAUCUCCUAUUUGACUCUGGGCAACAUCCUAAACGAAUCUUUUUAUGAAGAGCUGCCUGUGCCUCAGCCGGCUUCCCUGGAUUCCCAGGAUUCUCAGGAAGAGAUGCACGAGGAAGAGCCAAUGUACCUGAACUCCCAGAUAGUGAGUGCCGCCGUUGGACCCAAACGGAGCCCAUUUCUCCUCCAGCCCGUGACGCUGACUUUGCAUCACGUGAAGAGGAAUCCCAAUAGCAAAAAGGUCUUCUGUGUCUUCUGGGAGAUGAGCUGGCUGGGCGGCCACUGGUCCAGGGAUGGCUGCUUCUUGGUGGACGUGAACCAGAGUCACACCACAUGCAGGUGCACUCACCUGUCCAGUUUUGCAGUUCUCAUGGCCCUCACCAGCCAGGAGGACGACCGUGUGCUGAACGCCAUCACCUGCGCGGGGCUCAGCCUCUCCCUGCUGUGCCUCCUCCUGGCGGGCCUCACCUUCCUCCUGUGCAGGCCCAUCCGGGGCACCAGCACCUCGCUGCACCUGCAGCUCUGCCUCUGCCUCUUCCUGGCCCACCUCCUCUUCCUCACGGCCAUCGACCGGACAGAACCCAAGGAGCUGUGCGCCACGAUCGCAGGUGCCCUGCACUUCCUCUACCUGGCGGCCUUCUUCUGGAUGCUGCUGGAGGGGCUGCAGCUCCUCCUCACCGCCCGCAGCCUCACCCAGCUCAGCAGCGCCCGCAGGAGCAAGCUCAUGCGCAGGCUCAUGUUCCCGGUGGGCUACGGGGGGCCCGCGGCCAUCGUGGCCGUGUCCGCGGCGUCCAGGCCUCACCUGUACGGAAGCCCCACGCGCUGCUGGCUCCAGCUACACCAAGGGUUCAUCUGGGCGUUCCUCGGCCCCGUCUGCGGCAUCAUCUGCGUAAAUGUUGUGCUGUUUGUCGUGGUCCUUUCGAUCUUGAGAAGGAAGCUUUCCUCCCUCAACAGUGAGGUGUCAACCAUCCAGGACACAAGGAUGCUGACGGUCAAGGCCAUGGCCCAGCUCUUCAUCCUGGGCUGCACGUGGUGCCUGGGCGUCCUGCAGGUGGGGCCGGCCGCGCGCGUCAUGGCCUACCUGUUCACCGUGGUCAACGCCCUGCAGGGAGUCUCCGUCUUCCUGGUGUACUGCCUCCUCAGCCGGCAGGUCCGGACCCAAUACCGAAAGUGGUUUCAAGACAUCAGGAAGUCGAAAUCCGAAUCUGAGACAUACACUCUUUCCAGCAAGUUUGCUCCUGACUCCAGACUCAGUGAGUACGAGAAAGGGUGCUGA
Jaculus jaculus (lesser Egyptian jerboa) is the source of this 2328-nucleotide messenger RNA. It is a transcript of the gene Adgre3, whose product is annotated as adhesion G protein-coupled receptor E3. The transcript is spliced from 16 exons. The record is from RefSeq and is a predicted model, not a curated record. The coding region runs from base 1 to 2328 and encodes 775 amino acids. NCBI's taxonomy places the organism in Eukaryota, Metazoa, Chordata, Mammalia, Rodentia, Dipodidae. Gene Ontology annotation, molecular function: calcium ion binding; G protein-coupled receptor activity. Gene Ontology annotation, cellular component: membrane. Gene Ontology annotation, biological process: adenylate cyclase-activating G protein-coupled receptor signaling pathway; cell surface receptor signaling pathway.